AGACAGAGAGAGGGGGGGAGAGAGAGAGAGAGAGAGAGGGAGAGGGAGAGAGGAAUCCGAAUCCCCAACCAAACAAAACCCACCAAGCCAAGCAAAGCUCUGACACCCCUUAUCAUCUUCCUCCCACAUGGCCUCUUGCUGCUGUCCCUACCCACAAGUCAAAUAGAUAAUUGUUCAGUUUGACCUUCUCCCCCCCCCCCCCCCCCCCCCCCGACGGCGACACGAAGCGUCCCUGCUUAACAGUAUAAUGACGAUGAUUGAAAACUCUGUUUGUUUUCUGGGCGUGAGAUUUUUCUGAGCUGAGCUGCCUUUUUCUGGGACUGAGGGGAUCAUAGAGAGAGAGAGUGGGCUACGGGCCUGACAGGGCCGAGAUCGAGGCACCCUUUUUGGAGGAUUGAUCGGUAAACAAGAAUGGUGGGUCUGUUCUCAAGGUUCUCUGUCAGCAGAGCCGGCCAUCGACGAGCUCAGAGUGCCCUUGAAGGGAGGGAGGUGCUGCCCUCGAACUCGGAGAUUGCCGGUUCAGCUACUGCCACAACCGCCAUCUCUCAUGGGAUUGAAGUGGCGGUAGAGUUCAAACCUGUUGAACACCCGAUUGAGCCUCUUGAUAAUGACAGACCAAUUCAAUGCCCGUUGCCUGAACCUUCAAUACUCAAUGAUGGGAGAAUAUGGAAGGAGAGAGUAUCUGCUAGCGUGAGGCGGAGACCCGACCUACCGAUGAUGAAGGAAGAAGGGUCUAUCGACCCGGAGACUGGAGUCCCCGGGCAAAGAUCAGUCCAGACUGACCGCCGUAUCUUGCCCUCCAUCAGUGCCCCUGAACACAAUCUCCUAAAGCUGCUCGAAGAAUGCAAUGCAUCAGGAAUAUAAAGAAAAAACUGAUUCUCGGCAGGAACUUGCUGUAGAAAUUCAUCAUCUGCCCUUUUUUACGCCCUUUUUUACCGUUUGUAUCUGAUUUAGAUCCUUUUUCUCCUUUUCUGUUUCGUUUCUGUUUCUCCUUUCACUUCUGAAAGGAUACACAUCCAAUAGGUGAAUCGGUGCAAAGUUAUGUGUGAUUUAUGAAAUAAUAUCUUAUAAUCCAUACGAAAUUUUCGAUUUUGCCACA
Messenger RNA from Punica granatum (pomegranate), 1099 nucleotides. Lineage: Eukaryota; Viridiplantae; Streptophyta; Magnoliopsida; Myrtales; Lythraceae. The record is from RefSeq and is a predicted model, not a curated record.